Messenger RNA from Schistosoma mattheei, 1768 nucleotides. Lineage: Eukaryota; Metazoa; Platyhelminthes; Trematoda; Strigeidida; Schistosomatidae. The record is from the annotation of a GenBank genome assembly.
AUUAAAUCUAAUGUUAUUAAUUCAAUGAAUAAAUUACAAUUAUCUUCAUUUAUUUAUUCAUUAAUUACAUAACAACAAUACCGUUAUGUUGAAUGAUCAAUUAAAUAUAUUUUUAAAUGUUACUGAGUCUAAGGAUUUCAAUUUAAGUCAUAAAGACUAUAAUAAUACAGAGGAUUUGAAAAAUAAAAAGGAUGUUAUUAUAGAUGAACAUCUACAAUCUAUUGGACUAAUCAUUUUAUUGGUUUUAUUCUUUACAAUUGUUAUUGGUAAUUUGACUGUACUUGGUGUGAUUUUUUCAAGGAAAAUCAAAACACAAAUGAAAAUAUUCAUUAUUAAUUUAGCUAUUACAGAUCUCUUUGUAGCCCUCGGUGGAAUCUUACCGGAAAUAAUUUGGAAUAUCACAAUAGUAUUUUAUGCACCAACAUUUGUUUGUAAACUAGUGAAGUAUAUGUCCACUACCAUAACAUACGGAAGCUCUUUCGCAUUAAUAGCGUUAAGUAUUGAUCGUGCAGAGGCUGUAUGUAGACCGCUCCGAGCUACCUCAUCGAAAUUUAGUAAAAAAACACAUGCCCUCAUGUUAAUCGGAUCUGCAUGGUUAGCAGCAGUGGUAUGCGGUAUACCUACAGCGUUACUAGCUCAAAAAGUUUAUGAAGGGACACAGUAUGAAAACUGUCGAUUCGACUUUAGCAGGAUUAGUCCACAAGCCUAUCUAACCUCUAUAGCAAUGUCAGUUUUUGUCAUACCAGCAUUUAUUAUAGCUACAUGUCAUAUUAUCAUCGUAAUUAAAAUUUGGAGUGCAUCCAAAUCUCGAAAAUUCAGAAUAAAUGAUCUACCAGAUUUGCGUCAAAAGCGAUCUCAGGAAAAACAUCUAAGCAAUCCACUUUCUGUAACUACGAUUUCUAUAUCAAACAAGAAGCUAAGUGAAUUGUCACUCGAUAAAAAGAGUCUGCGAAUCGGACUAUCUAGACGUAUUAACCGUAAACAUGUACAUUCCAGUUGUAUAUCCCGUGCUAAAGUGAAAACAGUUAAAAUGACUUGUCUGAUAGUUUCAACUUAUGUGAUUUGUUGGUGUCCAUUUAUGGUAUGGAACUUAAUGGUUACUUAUGGAUAUAUGAGACGAUGUGCCCCAUAUUUGAUGAAAUAUUCACCAAUUAUUCAACAUUUGGUACCACUGAAUUCAACAGUAAAUCCUGCGAUAUUUUGGAUAUUCAAUGCAGAAAACUUUAUUCGGAGACGAAGAAGAACAACUGGAAUAGUUGUGACAGAUGCAACGAAAUUUUGAAUUAACCUACGGUAAUUCAUGUUAGUCUCCUAAUUCCUACAAUAUGUACCAAAAAUAUAGGUCAAAAAGUUGUUUCAAACGUGACAGCUAAUGUCAAGGAGAAUGACUAGGAUCGGAGUGUCUUCUUACGUUGAAGAAUUCAAUAAUCUGUCCGACAUUGUAGGAAUUGAUUGUUCACGUUCAAAUCAAACGUUCAUAACGGGAAAAUAUCUUGCAGUGAAAUGUUAACAAGGCAUAUCUCUUUAUGAUUUAAGAAAAAUCAAAUUAUUUUGCUUUCUUUUUUAGAUUUAAUGAAAUUGUAUUUAUUUGUAAAUUGUCUGAAGUUAGAGAAGGUUUGUUGUUAGUUGUGUAGACAAACGUUUUUUUUAAAACAAAAUAUCGAACAUUUCCACUUUUGAAAAUAAUAAUGAGUUAGCCAUGAUGCGAGCUGAUAUUGUGAAUAAAUAUAGCAGUAAUAAAAAUUUACUGUUUUAUCGGUUGAAUAAA